AAACAAACAAACAAACAACCCAGUACGUCCAUUUAACAACAAUGCAAUUUGUAAUCAAUUUUGUGCGAGAAGUAUGAUUUAUUUACAUUUGUACAAUCAAUGUUUGAACUGAUAAUAAUAACAACUGACCGUGUAGUUGAUGUUCAUUGCCGAAUCUGUUUAAUUGUUUUCUUUUAAAGAAAAACAACUCAACUUAAAUUAGUAUUAACAACUAAGAAACUGACGUGUAUGAAGAAAUCAUUCAACUAUCAAAAUAAUAUUGGCCUAGAAGUUAUUGCUCCCCCCCCCAAAAAAAAAAAAAAAAAAAAAAAAACAUAGUCAGUGCACUAUAUCUUUGUUGCUUGAACACCCAUUUCAAAUUAAUUUGUAGCCCUAAAUAAACAAUCAAGUCUGCAUCUAAAUAAUCCACAAUGCUUUAUCGGUAUUCACCUUCAAUCUCUAAUUUUCGUAACUUGCUACAUUAACUGAAAACGGGUAAAAACACUAAAAAGGUAAAACAUUUCAACUUUUGAGUUUUUUUUUUACAGAUUUUUGUCAUUAUUUUCACUUUUUCUUCCGUGAUCAAAACUAUUAAAACUACGAUAGGUAGAGGGAAACGGUCGUCAAGAUUUCAUUUUGUGAACAAAAACAUUACAUUUUAAACUAGAAAGUGAAAUAUUUACCCUAAAAGUAAAGUCACAAACACAAGAUUCCAACAGUGAUCCAUUUUGAAGCCUGACUCAUGAAUUAUUCAUGAGUUGUUUCCAGGGCGUCCGUAAUGAGUAUAUAUAGCGCGGGAUGACGUCAGUGUUUUGAACCAAUGUAGAAAACCAGCGUGGUGUGACCGUAUGACAUUGCAUCACAACACAAAGCAGCUGCAGAAUAAUACCAUCAAACUGAACUCUAUUUUGCUCUCUCGAAGCAACGGGCUGUGUUACUGUGAUACUUUCUUGAGGUUGGAACAUCAUAAUGGCUGACUCUACUGUAUUUGAGAAUGGUGGUGAUGAAGAAACAGGGAAGAGGGUCCGGUCUGUGGCGACUCACCCAAAAACUAUCGACAUGCUUAUGGAGGCUUUACGAGACAUCGACACCAACCCACGGAAGGGUACCAGUGUCCCUUCUGUGAAGAAAUGGAUAGGUGCCAAUUAUCCGGAAGCUAAACUAGGGGUACACCUCAAGAAUGCAUUCACGAAGGCACUUGCAACGGGUGCUAUCGAAAGACCCAAGGACCAGGCAGACGUGACAGCGGUUCUCGUGGGACGAUACAGGCUUGGCAAACCGCCUAAACCUGCUGCUAAGGUACGCGCCAAGAAGGAGGCGGCUGGGGCGAAGGCUAAGAAAACAGCGAAGGAGAAAGUGGCCGAGAUUAAACGCGGACGGUCGGCAUCACCGAAGGCUAGCGCCAAGAAACCCUUCCCCCGGCCUAGGGCUCGUUCGGUGAGCGCUACCCCAAAGGUCAGCCGGUCAAAGAGGGUCCGUAGUCGGUUAAGCAAGUCUCACUCUCCGCUCCGUACACCUAUGAAGGUCAUGAAGCCGAAGACUAAGACUGUAGUCGGGAAGAAAAAGACAGCCACUUCCCCAGCAGCGAAGAAAGCUGCAGCAGCCAAACCAACAAAGAAAUCAACUGCUAAAUCAUCUGUCUCCACUUCGCCUGUUCCCAAACCGGCUACAAAGACCACCAAGAAAACAGCCAAGGCACCAGCAAAAGCUACUAAGACAACGAAAGCUGGCAAGACAGCAGGCAAAGACGCAGCUAGCAAGAAAAAGUAACUCUUUCAUUUGUAUGAACUCUGUGUUAAAUAUAGCUUUAUUUGAAGCAGUUUGAAAUUAUCUAUUUAUUUGUUCUUCGCGUAAUUAAUAUCCAUAUUAACUUUCGUCUGUUUAUUCAAAUUAUUAAAAAUUAAUUAAAAUUCAAGUGUUUUUCUGUUUGUUGAUAUUACAAUUGGGUUUAUAAUAAUACCGAUAGGGCCUUCAACUUUGGUUACAAAUGUUUAUUUAAACUACAAAACAUUAUUUAAAUUAACUGCAUUUUCUGUGUUUGUUACAAAUUGUUACAAUUGAGUUUACAAGAAUAAUAAUUCAAAUAGGGCCUACAACUUGCACUUGUAGAAACAAUUAAUUGUAAAGCAAGAACACUCUGGAAAUUCCUGGGUCACAACUGAACCAAUUUUAUACCUCACUGGUGGGGCCUGACUCAUUUCCGGGUCAAGCUGGGUACCAAAAAUAGAAAGAGAAAAACAAGUAAAUGUUGACUUGUGUUUUCAUGGGAUCCACGUUCGAUUUAAAUUCGACCCUGUGAUUUUUAGAGUGCAGUAUGCCUUUAUUUCAGAUGGCUGUUUCAAGUUAUUAUUUAUACGGCUGUUUAAUGUUAUUUGUUUGUUCUUAAGUAUUUUGUGUUUUAUUUGUAUAGGGAUGCGGGGGGGGGGGGGACAAGUCACUUUUGAUGUAAAUUUUGUUAAAGCCUCUAUGUAUUUUUUAAUGCACUUUUUGGGGUUAUCCACAAACGUUUGCCUGUAUACUAUUUGGUAAGGGCGAAAUUCUGUUUUUUUUUACUUUUAUAUUUAUUUUAUCAAAAGAAAAACGUAAA
Asterias rubens (European starfish) is the source of this 2566-nucleotide messenger RNA. RefSeq names its product histone H1-like. Gene Ontology annotation, cellular component: nucleosome. NCBI's taxonomy places the organism in Eukaryota, Metazoa, Echinodermata, Asteroidea, Forcipulatida, Asteriidae. Gene Ontology annotation, molecular function: DNA binding. The coding region runs from base 949 to 1749 and encodes 266 amino acids. The record is from RefSeq and is a predicted model, not a curated record. The transcript has a single exon. Gene Ontology annotation, biological process: nucleosome assembly.